AUGACAACUAUCCCAGGAUGCAUCUGUCUCUCUGAGGCUCUGAGUGUUGUUUCUCUCCACACAGAGAGUGUCAGGAAGGCGUUUGAGGAGCGAGGCAUCGCGUCUGGAGAUGACAAAGCAUUCAAACCUCAUCUGACGUUUCUCAAACUCUCUCGAGCACCUAAAUUAUGCAAGCAGGGUGUUAAGAAGCAGCAUCCGGCACUGUUCUCUGAGUUCAAGGGUGUGUCUGGAGACGAAUGCAUGUGUAGAGUGGACCUGUGCUCCAUGCUGAAGAAAAAGAGUGCAGAUGGAUACUACCACCGAGAGAAGAGCGUCAGCUUCAAUCUUCUGCAAAGCAGGCAGCGUGCCACGCGGACAAGUGUUAAGAAGGCCCCGGCGCCAGACGAUGAGGAGCUAGUGAGUCUGAGUAAGCAGCUGGUGGAAGAUGCCGUGUUGCGGGCUGUGCAGCAGUACAUGGAGGAAACUCAGCAGAAUGGCGCCGCACCGAGAGACGAGGCUCCGCCGGGGGCCACCAGCAAACUCAACACCACCAAAUGAGCGCACAAGCCCUGUGCCGACCCCCGAGCCAACCGGAGGAGAGCUGCUAACGCCUCCACCUGCCAGCGGCGUCAGAGCGCAGCCGAGAGAAGGGUUGUGGAGCAUGAGUAAAGCCAAGAUCAGGCCGGAUCUCUGGACAAACACAGCACUCAGACUGAACUUUAUUUUCCUGCCUUCCCCGUCCUGCAUCACUCCUGUCUGUGUGAAUUGGUAACACUUUAUUUUGAUGAUCCCUUUUGAGCAUUCUGUUGGCUAGGGCUGGGAAAAUAAACUGAUGCAUCACGAAUCGAGAAAUGAUUCGGCAUCGAUUCUGAGAUUUUUCC
Molecule: messenger RNA, 860 nt
Organism: Cyprinus carpio (common carp)
Lineage: Eukaryota; Metazoa; Chordata; Actinopteri; Cypriniformes; Cyprinidae
Product: A kinase (PRKA) anchor protein 7
Cellular component (GO): cytosol
Molecular function (GO): protein kinase A regulatory subunit binding
Source: RefSeq, a predicted model, not a curated record